GCAUCGAAGCCGCCGUCAAAACCAUUUUCCUCUUCCGCUUUCGUCUCGACGCCGCGAGCCCAAACCCCUAAAAGCCCGAGACGCCGGAGAGCCUCCUCGCGGAGAUGGCAGUUCCCGGCCGCCGCAAUGACCUCGUGGACGACGGCGAGAUCGACGAGGAGUUCGUGGCCCUCUCCGAGGACGAGGAUAGGCCACUGCCUGAGCACCUCUUCGCCCUCGCCGACGCCGCCCAGUCCGGCAACGUCACUGCCCUCGUUACCGCGCUCGAUAACUAUGAUGGCAAGGUUGAUGAUCCAAUUGAAGAUGGUGAUACUCUGCUUCACAUAUCAUGCUUAUAUGGCCAUCUACCUUGUGUGCAGCUACUGUUGGAACGUGGAGCUAGCUUGGAAUGCAAAGAUGAAGAAGGAGCAAUUCCUCUUCAUGAUGCUUGUGCUGGAGGCUUUACUGAGAUAGUCCGGUACAUUCUGGACUUUGCUGCGAAUAUUGAUGGCUGCUUAACAAGAAUGCUCAACACUGUUGAUUCUGAAGGCGACACUCCACUCCAUCAUGCUGCCAGAGGGGAACAUCUGGGUGUUGUGGAGCUCUUGCUUCGGGCUGGAGCGUGUCCCAAGAAGGAGAAUACCUAUGGCCAGGUCCCUGCCGACAUGGCUGAUCAAGGCACUGAAGUCUGGAAAAAGUUAACUGGCGACCAAGUUGAGGCCAGCACACAUACGAUCAACUAGUUGACGUAUGGCAAUGCUUACUUGAAAUUGGUAAAAUGAGUUACUGUCAAACUAAAUAUCUCUAGCCAUUGGAACUCUACGUGGUGGUAUGAUAUGCGGGAAACAUAGGCAAACAAUCUAAGGCCACCCUUUUGUUUUUGUAACAGAAAAAAAAAGGUAAUACCAGACUCAUACCAUUUGGUUCUAUCGUUUUA
Oryza brachyantha (malo sina) is the source of this 916-nucleotide messenger RNA. RefSeq names its product ankyrin repeat and SOCS box protein 13. The coding region runs from base 105 to 722 and encodes 205 amino acids. Gene Ontology annotation, biological process: positive regulation of protein catabolic process; protein ubiquitination. Gene Ontology annotation, molecular function: protein binding. The transcript is spliced from 5 exons. NCBI's taxonomy places the organism in Eukaryota, Viridiplantae, Streptophyta, Magnoliopsida, Poales, Poaceae. The record is from RefSeq and is a predicted model, not a curated record.